Aspergillus novofumigatus IBT 16806 is the source of this 1212-nucleotide messenger RNA. Its product is annotated as small ubiquitin-related modifier domain-containing protein. NCBI's taxonomy places the organism in Eukaryota, Fungi, Ascomycota, Eurotiomycetes, Eurotiales, Aspergillaceae. The record is from RefSeq and is a predicted model, not a curated record. The transcript has a single exon. The coding region runs from base 1 to 1212 and encodes 403 amino acids.
AUGCGUUCAUUCUUCAAGAGGCCUUCCUGGGCAAGCAAAGGAGACGAGCCAGUGACGUCUGACUUCUACCGUCGCGCUGGACAGAUCUACGACGAUAUCAUCACUACGAACAGGGAGGCUCGGGAGAAAUCUGUCUGCGCCAACAAACCUGCAGCUGAAGAUGGCAGGGCAAGAAAACGCCGUCAUUUGCUGGACAAUGGGAGCCUAGAGGGUAGCACGUCCUUUGGCCUUGACGGUAUUUUCAAGCACGAUAUUCUAUCGAAGAGUCAACAAGAGUGUGCACCUUCAAAGUUGACACCUUCUCCCUGCAACACUCUGGCGGAGGAAAGCAUGGACAGCGGGCUACAGAAACCGGCAACGACAUAUUCAGGUGAUCUAGCCAUCAGCGGGAAUGUGCAUCAGGAUCGUGACUCCGAAUUUACCCUACUUACAUCAGACCAGCGCUGCAAAAUGAAUUUUGAUGACUCUUCCCAGUCUAAAAUGGAAAGAACGAGCAAGAGCAUGAGUGCCAACGAGCGCCUGAAUCACCAGAGAGAAGCCCGAUGCCAGAAGAAGGCCCCAGGCGCUGGCAUUCAUCAAUAUUCUGGCCCCAGAAGUGAAGAUGUCACUGUGCAAAUACUUAUUACCUCACCAAUUGAGGGCACAAAGCCACUCAUAAUUCAUAGAAAAAUGUCACAAUCCUUGAGGGACGUCCGUCUAGCUUGGUGCAAUCGUCAAGAUCUAUCGACAGCACUGCAGGCGUCUAUAUAUCUGACUUGGAAGGGCAGGAGAUUAUUUGACGUCACAACGUGCAGAAGUCUCGGACUUAAUACCAGCGAAACCCCAACUGGCGAUGAGGAUAUUGACAAGUUUUCACAAAUGGAUGAGGAACCCUUGCGUAUCCAUAUGGAGGCUGUAACAGACAAGCUUGCUGCCCCGGAUACUCAUCGACUUUUGCCGGUACUUGGUUCGCAACCGAACCUGAACGAGGGGUCGGAUCAAGAACAUCUGGUCAGGCUUGUAUUGAAGUGCCCAGGGUUUGAUAAGUUCGAAACAAGUGUUGCUUCGAAUGCGCCUAUAUCUCGGGCUAUUGCUACAUUCCGGCGCGCAAAGCGCAUACCUUCAGAGCGAAAGAUUCAUCUGGUGUUUGACGGUGAUCGCCUGGACCCUAAUGCAUCUUUUACAGACUAUGACAUAACAGAUGAUGAUCUGGUAGAUGUUCUAAUCAAGUGA